Protobothrops mucrosquamatus (brown spotted pit viper) is the source of this 1149-nucleotide messenger RNA. RefSeq names its product sorting nexin-30. Gene Ontology annotation, molecular function: phosphatidylinositol binding; protein binding. The record is from RefSeq and is a predicted model, not a curated record. Lineage: Eukaryota; Metazoa; Chordata; Lepidosauria; Squamata; Viperidae. The annotation marks the transcript as partial. The transcript has 6 exons. Gene Ontology annotation, cellular component: cytoplasm.
CCUCUUCCAGAAAAAUUUGUAGUCAAAGGCGUUGUUGACCGUUUUUCAGAAGAAUUUGUUGAGACGAGGAGAAAGGCCUUGGAUAAAUUCUUAAAAAGGAUUGCGGACCAUCCAGUACUUUCUUUCAAUGAACAUUUUCAUGUAUUUCUUACAGCCAAAGAUCUUAAUGCUUACAAAAAACAAGGAAUGGCUUUGCUUACUAAGAUGGGAGAAUCGGUAAAAUAUGUCACAGGAAGCUACAAAUUAAGAAGUCGACCGUUGGAGUUUGCUGCCAUGGGUGACUAUCUAGACACGUUUUCUCUGAAGCUAGGAACUAUUGAUAGAAUAGCACAGCGGAUAAUCAAAGAGGAAGUGGAAUAUUUAGUGGAACUACGAGAAUAUGGUCCUGUUUAUUCAACCUGGAGUGCACUAGAAACAGAGGUGUCUGAACCUCUUGAAGGAGUAUCAGCCUGCAUUGGAAACUGUUGCACAGCCCUUGAGGAAUUGAGCGAAGAUAUGACUGAAGACUUUCUGCCUGUUUUACGAGAAUAUAUCCUAUAUUCAGAUUCCAUGAAGAAUGUGUUGAAGAAAAGAGAUCAAGUUCAAGCAGAAUAUGAAGCCAAACUAGAAGCUGUGGUCCUCAAGAGAGAAGACCGUCCCAAGGUGCCCACAGAUGUUGAAAAGUGUCAAGACCGGGUAGAGUGCUUUAAUGCCGACCUGAAGGCUGACAUGGACAGAUGGCAGAACAACAAGCGGCAAGAUUUUAGGCAGCUGCUGAUGGGAAUGGCAGAUAAAAACAUACAAUAUUACGAGAAGUGCCUUACGGCGUGGGAGUCUAUUAUACCACUGUUGCAAGAUAAGACUGAGACCAAAUAAGUUGCAGCUUUUUUCUGAAUCUCUUCCCUGAACCACGGACAUUGACCAAAUGCUCAGAAUCACUACCACUAAUUAUAGUGAAGAUUUACUAUACAUCUUGAUGAUUUUUUUUCUCCUGGAGAAACACCAAGUGUGCUAAUUCUGAACUGUACAUUUUUUGCCACUUUUUAACGAAACCAUCUUGAACAUUCUUACUAUGUGAACUUUGGAUGAUGGAAGUUAAAACAAGAGCACUUUUUCUCUUGGACCACUUUAUAUUAAAUGAAAUUGAUGAAUGGAACACUAAAAUCACAA